Messenger RNA from Equus caballus (horse), 2112 nucleotides. Lineage: Eukaryota; Metazoa; Chordata; Mammalia; Perissodactyla; Equidae. The record is from RefSeq and is a predicted model, not a curated record.
UUCUGGAAAGCUCAGACGCCGCGCCGGGCGGGGAUUGGUCCGCGCGCUCCCGCUUUGGCUCCUCGCAGUUCGUGGCCGCCUCUGCCAGGGCACCUGCUCGCUCGGCCUGUCCCGCGGUGCGGCGAUUCCCUGCUGCGCUCGCUCCUGCCUCCUGGUCCGCAGGGCGAGGAGAAGGGCUGGACCGUCCCGUCUCCGGACCCCGACUGGACCCCACGGCGCGCUGCUGAGCCGUCGCACAGCGAGAUGAGCGCGGACGCGGCGGCCGGGGCGCCCCUGCCCCGGCUCUGCUGCCUGGAGAAGGGUCCGAACGGCUACGGCUUCCACCUGCACGGGGAGAAGGGCAAGAUGGGCCAGUUCAUCCGGCUGGUGGAGUCCGGCUCGCCAGCCGAGAAGGCGGGGCUCCUGGCCGGAGACCGGCUGGUGGAGGUGAACGGCGAGAACGUGGAGAAGGAGACCCACCAGCAGGUGGUGAGCCGCAUUCGCGCCGCGCUCAACGCCGUGCGCCUGCUGGUGGUCGACCCUGAGACGGACGAGCGGCUGCAGAAGCUGGGCGUCCAGAUCCGGGAGGAGCUGCUGCGCGCCCGGGAGGAGCCCGGGCAGGCCGAGGCGCCGGCCGCCGCCGAGGCGCUGGGGGCUGGCGGCGACAAUGAGCCGCAGGCUGCCGCGCCGGAGCCGCGCGAGGCCGAGAAGAGCCCUCCGGAGCGGCGUGAGCUUCGGCCUCGGCUCUGCACCAUGAAGAAGGGCGCCAAUGGCUAUGGCUUCAACCUGCACAGCGAGAAGUCCAAGCCAGGCCAGUUCAUCCGGGCGGUGGACCCUGACUCGCCCGCCGAGGCCUCAGGACUCCGGGUCCAUGACCGCAUUGUGGAGGUGAACGGGGUCUGCGUGGAGGGCAAGCAGCAUGGGGAUGUGGUGUGCGCCAUCAAGGCUGGUGGGGACGAGACCAAACUGCUGGUGGUGGACAAGGAGACUGAUGAGUUCUUCAAGAAAUGCAAAGUGAUCCCGUCUCAGGAGCACCUGAAUGGUCCCUUGCCCGAGCCCUUUACCAAUGGGGAGAUCCGGAAGGACUUCCCCACUCCAUCCUCCACCAACCCACAACCCUCCUCUCUGUGCCAGGAGAACAGUCGUGAAGCCCUGGCCGAGACGGCCUCCGAGAGCCCCAGGCCAGCCCUGGCUAGAACCACCUCCAGCGAUACCAGUGAGGAGCUGAAUUCCCAAGACAGCCCCAAGAAACAGGACUCCACAGCACCCUCAUCUACCUCCUCCUCUGACCCCAUCCUGGACUUCAACAUCUCCCUGGCCAUGGCCAAAGAGAGGGCCCACCAGAAGCGCAGCAGCAAACGGGCCCCGCAGAUGGACUGGAGCAAGAAAAACGAACUCUUCAGCAACCUCUGAGCGCCCCUCUCACCAGCCCCCCAGGAAAGCUGGAAGGGCUGGCCACUCCCAUACCGCAACCUAACUCCCUUCCCCUCCUCCCCACUUACCCCCAAAUCGACAUACAAAUCAGCACCAGCAUCUCCCAUCUUGGCAAAUCUGCUUUUUCUAGAGAACUAUAUUCUUCCCUUACUACAAGGAAAGUGAAUGUUUUUCCGUCCUGCCCCAAUCAAAAAGCGGACUCUGUCCCCCUCCUCCUCCCUGAGUGCUUCAGCCUACCAGCUGUCCCCUUGCCACCCCAUCUGGGACAUCACUGGGACCUGCACCAAGCAAGGACUGGACUGGUUGAGAGGUCACCUUCCCUCACGACCCCAAGUGAUGACUGGGUCCAGGGUUGAUCAAGGACUUGAUUACAGCGACAACAUCUCAGAGUGGACAGGAGUGCAUCAUCCUGAAAGCUGUGGCUUGGGCGUUUUAUUUUUGUUCAUUUGAUUUUUUUUUUUUUUUAAAGAGUGCAGUAUCACAGAGUUUAGAGGGAUUUUUGUUUCUUUGAUUAACAUGAUUUUCUGGGUUGUUGCAUCCUGGACAUAGCAGCAGCCCCAGCCUUAAACUUUGUUUCUUCUCCUACCCUAGAGACCCUGGCAGCAUGGGGAGGGUUUGAAGAUGCCCAGCCCAGCCCUGAGCCAGGCACCACCAUUAUAAGGAAACUCUGUCAGCAAUCCAACUGAUUUCUCCAAACCA